AUGGCAUAACUUCCAUUAUUAAUCCCAUGCGAAGAGAUUUACGAUUUGGAUGCAUUUCAAUUAGAAGAUAUGUAAACUACGAUAAAAUCCUGUGUUACUGAUGAUGCUUAAUGGAAUAAGAAGGCCAAAAAGAUUUUGGAUCUGAUAGAGUUGGAACUUAAAGAAAGAUAGGCCAUAGAAAAUUUUGCUUUUAAUAUUCAAAUCGAGGAUUUCAUUCAAUAGCCCAUCUAUUAAAACAAUGCUCUUUAAGCCAUUUUGAAUGAUAUCAAAAAUAGGCCAGCUAAUUAUUUAGAUGUGCAAAUUUCAAAACCUCCUUUAUAAAAACAUGAAUAGCCAAUACAGAAGAAAUCAGAACAGCCAAUACAGCAGAAAUCAGAACAGCUAACAAAUCAAUAGCAACACCAACAAUUAAAUUAAUAACCCUAAUAGAGCACUUAAAAAUUUUCAUAAUAGUAAAGUUAAUCAGAUGCGAUGUCGACAAGUACCAUGACUAGAAGCAGUCAUCCCUAGAGUAAGGUGCAACCAAAAAAACCAAAUUAGCUUUAAGAUUUCAUGAAAGAUGUCUUAAAGAAAACAGAUGUUUCGAAUUAAUAGUUUGUAAUAGGAGCUGCGAUUAAUCAUAGAUAUAUUCCACCGCCUCCAAAACCUCAACUAAAUACUGUGGAAAAAAUUAAAUAAGAGAAACUCAUGAGAAAGAAGAAGAAGAAAAAAGUAAGAACGGAGAGUUAAGGAAAAGCUGUUGAACAUCUUCCAGCCAUUGGAAAACAAGCUUCUGUUGUUAAGACAUAGUCCAAAAUGGAAUAAUCAAAUGUUCAUUCUCAAAGCAGUGCUACUAAAUAGAAUUUUGAGUUGAAACAAAAAUCAUUAGACUUCAAUAUUAACAACCAAGAAAAUAAGGAGGAAUUAAGUGAAAAAUGUGCUAUCAAUUCUUAAACGCAAUCAAACAAUUUAGUUGUUAUCACUAAUUAAUUGGAUCAAAAUGACCCUAAAGAAAAAAUUAAAGAAAAUGAACAUACCAAAAAUAUCGUGGAGCAAAAUGCUUAAAACAAUAUUGACUCAUAUGAGGAAAGUCAUGUUAAAAAUAAUGAAACUAAUUUUUAAUAGCAAUUAAAAACACCUAAUAAUUAAGUAGAAUCUUAGAGAUUCACUAAUGAAAAUAAUAAUAGUUAAAUAAAAAGUUAAAAGAAUUUUGAAUUAAAAUAAUAGGAUUUAGGAGAUCAACAAAGUAAUAUCAUUUAAAAAGGUUUAGGGGAUCAUCAAUUUAUUUCAUAAUAAAGAUAGGUCUAAGAUUCUAAUUAAUUUUAAAUUGAUAAUGUAGAUUAAGAUUACCAAAAUGAAUUUCUCCACAAAAAUUAAUAACAUUCUAAUGAAGAAUUGGAAAGGAAAUAGAUUGGGGAAUAAAAAUAGAAUAAGAUGUAAAGCGAAGAGUUGGAAUAGAUUAAGAUGAGAAAUCAAUUAAUAUAAAAUCAUUAUAAUAAUGUCAUCAAUUAAUAUAUAAACAAUGAUGAAUUGAUUGGGAAUUAAAAUUCAAAAGAUGAUUAUUUAAAAUAAAUUUAACAAUUGCAAAAUAAACAAAUAGAAGAAGAAGAAUAUGAAGAUAACAUGAAUGAUGAAGUGGAGAAUGAGAAUGAAAAUGAGGAGUUUACUCAGUAACAAUCAAAAUUACAAUAGCCAAAUAAAUAAAAGAAAAACGAUCAUGAAAACAUGAUUUAACUUAAGUCACAUUAAGAAUAAAGAAAUUCAACUAAAAACUAAAUAAUUGUAAAGCAAAGCGUAAGUCAAUAAUCAUAAAGAAAGUAGGAUUUGAAAAAUAGACCAUCAAUAGGGCAGAAAGGGAAUGUAUAAAAACAAUUAACAAUGGAAUCCAGAAGAUCUGAUGAUUUCCAUGAGGUAGAGAGUGAUCAUGAUCAAAUAAAUGCUGCCAAAUAAAAACCAAAUAAAGAAUUUGGGAUUAAACAACUUGGAAAGGUUGACUAAUCCAAAUAGAAAGCAGUAGUUGAUAGUAAAUAAAAAGUUGUUCUUACUGAUAAAGAGAAAAUGGAUGAAAUAAAUAAUAUUUGUAAGGAAAUGGGAUUGGAUGAAUUCAAGACAAAGUAAUAGUAAUCUGCUAACCCCCCAUAAAUAAUCAAAGCGAUAACUCCAAGUGCUAACAGUAGACCAAAAAAUCCAUAAUCUAAAUACAUUUAGAAAAUGCUUUAAUGCAUUGAUGAUUCAAAAUUAGAAGAUUAUUCUGAUAUUGUCCCAACAUUUUAACACCUUUUUAGCGGGUUCUUCAAUAAUUAGCCUCAUUAUAAUCACUUAGAUGUAAUGAGAGAAAUAUUUAGCAUUUUCUCAUAACACAUUGAUAAAGUUGAUAAUGUUGAUUCUCUCUUAGGUAAGUACAAAUCAAAUCCUUUGGCAAUCAAUCCAAAUGAACUUGUCUACAUUAAUGACCCUCAUAGAUUGAUUCAAUACUCCACAAGAACUGGGGUUGAUAUACAAUAAUACAUCUAGAGACAGAUGGUUUUUAAUAAGCGACUUUAAAACGAUUCAACGAAUUUAGGAAAGUAAGAACGAUAUUUUAGAGUAGUGAAAACCAAAGAAGAGGUAUAUGAUAUAAUAACUAGGUCGUUUAUGAGAAAGUAAGGAUGGACAGAGUUACCUCAUGGAAUUGGACUUAGAACAUCAUGGAAUGUAUUGUGGACUUGGUCAAAACCAUAGAUCGAUUUAAAUAAAUUGCUUUUCUUUUAGAAAGUCAAUCACUUCCCUUUUAAUAAGAAUCUAGGGAGGAAGGAUCUAUUAAAGAAAAACAUCGAAAGAUGUUAAAAACUAGGAACCAAGGCAUAACAAAUAUUUGAUAUAAUUCCAUCAACAUUUUUGUUGCCAAAGGAAUAUGUGUAAUUUAUGGAAAAGUUUUAUAAAGACUCAGAAUCAGAAGGACAAUAGAAUAUUUGGAUUAUGAAACCCACAGGAAAAUCUAGAGGCAGAGGCAUAACAGUGUUAAAUGAUAUAUCUGAUGUCAUGUAUGCUGAGCCUGUGGUGUUACAGAAAUAUCUUAAGAAUCCUCUUUUAUUGAAGGGACAUAAAUUUGAUAUGAGAAUAUAUGUUCUUGUAACAUCAUUUAAUCCUUUGGAAGUAUUUCUUUACAAAGAGGGCUUUGCUCGUUUAACUACACAGCCUUUUACUCUUGAUAUCAAUGAUCUCAAAAAUCAGCUGGUUCAUUUGACCAACUUUGCAGUGCAAAAGACUCAUGUGCAAAUACAAGAUUUGGAGUCUCAAUUGGGAGGUUGUAAAAUAUCUUUACGCCAAUUGAGAGAGAAACUAAUAGAUAGAAAUAUAGAUUGGAAUAAGAUUUGGGAGUAAGUGUAAGAUAUUGUAUUAAAAUCUUUGGUUGCCUGUUAAUCUGAAAUACCAAAUAAUCCAAAUAGUUUUGAGUUAUUUGGGUAUGAUAUUAUAAUAGAUACGAAUUAAAAAUGUUGGCUAUUGGAAGUGAAUGCUUCUCCCUCUUUAGCUAGAGAUUAUAUUUUGGAUGAAUUGAUAAAAUAACAGUUGAUUGAUGAUAUCUUUGAUUUGAUUGAUAGUCCAAAUUACGACAGGUAGAGAUUGUGUGAAGUGUUGGAAAGGAGGAUUCAAGAGGAACAAGGAUGUAAAUCAGUCAUAAACACUAUGAACAACUCUAAAUUACAAUUGCAAAGAGAUCUGAACUAUAUUUUAAAUGGGAGUCACUUGCGGAGGUAUGGGGAAAUGCCAAAAUAGAUGGGAGGAUUUAUGAGAUUGGCUCCUUCAGAGAAGUAUGAUAAGUUGAAAUCUUUAGUUUAAAGUUAUAAGACUAUCAAUGGUAGAGGAACUAUAGAUUGA
This is a messenger RNA of Paramecium tetraurelia, 3837 nucleotides long. RefSeq lists its product as uncharacterized. Gene Ontology annotation, molecular function: tubulin binding; tubulin-glutamic acid ligase activity. Gene Ontology annotation, cellular component: cilium. Gene Ontology annotation, biological process: protein polyglutamylation; microtubule cytoskeleton organization. The transcript has 3 exons. The record is from RefSeq and is a predicted model, not a curated record. Lineage: Eukaryota; Ciliophora; Oligohymenophorea; Peniculida; Parameciidae.